AGCAGGGCUGCUACGUGACGUUUGCGUGAAUGCUCUCGGCGCGCCUGAUUUUUCUGGAUUACCCUAUAACGUGAAUUUGUCAUCGUUUGCCCAGUACUUCUUCACCUUACUUAAUUUCUUACUGAUAGCAAACAACAACAGCAAUGAUGACAAGUGCGCCACCACAAAUUUUAAAAUCUGUGGGCGACAAAACAAGGUAUGCGCAAGAUGAAAUCUUGCAAUAUGUGCAGCUUUCUCCGGAUGAGGAUUACUGUAUUCCAUCAACAGCGAGAUGCUUUCCGGAGCAGUAUGUGCGGUGUCAGCUGUCAUUUGAAGAUCCACAAAUGGACAAGUUGUGUCGGGAAACGAAUGAGGCAAUGUUCGAAGUAUAUGAUUAUCUGACCUUGAAAUUAGAAGCAAUGUUCAAUGGGAAAUCGCAUUCGUUUCCACAAUUGUUCACAAAAGAAUGGGAGAAUCAUUAUUCCUCAUUUUGUCCAGAAAAUGAUUUGAGGGAGCGACGGAGGAACGCCAUUGAUAUCACUGAAGCUGAAGAAGACCAGUUUCAAGCGAAGACACCUGAUGAUCGAAUAAACAACAAAAAGGAUAAAAAAGCGGAAGGCGAAGAAAAACGAGCACGGAAGCGGAUUCAACGCGUCGAUAAAAUCGAGAAACCAAAGAAGAUGAAGUGUGGUCGAGAAUAAAGCCGAUUUCUCAGAAAAAAACUCAUUAUGCAUGACCUCAUUCAGCUUGUGCAUUGCGUACUUCAGGUUUAUAAACCAUUCAUUCACG
This is a messenger RNA of Loa loa (African eye worm), 768 nucleotides long. RefSeq lists its product as hypothetical. The transcript has 7 exons. The record is from RefSeq and is a predicted model, not a curated record. NCBI's taxonomy places the organism in Eukaryota, Metazoa, Nematoda, Chromadorea, Rhabditida, Onchocercidae. Bases 144 to 680 code for a protein of 178 amino acids.